This is a messenger RNA of Polypterus senegalus (gray bichir), 2067 nucleotides long. RefSeq names its product POU class 6 homeobox 2 (gene pou6f2). Gene Ontology annotation, molecular function: RNA polymerase II cis-regulatory region sequence-specific DNA binding; DNA-binding transcription factor activity, RNA polymerase II-specific. The coding region runs from base 19 to 2067 and encodes 682 amino acids. Lineage: Eukaryota; Metazoa; Chordata; Cladistia; Polypteriformes; Polypteridae. Gene Ontology annotation, biological process: regulation of transcription by RNA polymerase II. The transcript is spliced from 9 exons. The record is from RefSeq and is a predicted model, not a curated record.
UGCUUAUUCUAGGAUUCAAUGAUUACUGGACAGCUCUGCAAGCCUUUGCUAUCGCUCCGGACUGAAAUGAACGCGGAGUUCAGAGGUGAGGACAAAGCAGCCACUUCAGACAACGAGCUGAAUGAGUCUCUGCUUGCACCCGCUGAAUCAAAUGACAGUGAGGACACUCCCAACAAGCUCUUUGGAGCCAGAGGGAACACAGCACAGUCAGAGGCAAGCAGUAAUACUGUUGACCAUCAUCAGACCAGCCAAUCACACUCAGCCUUUCCCGUUGGGCCCCAGCCAUUAUUAGCUGCACAGCAGCUGGCCUCAGCUGUGGCAGGGGUGAUGCCUGGAGGGCCUCCAGGUCUUAAUCAGCCGAUCCUCAUUCCUUUCAACAUGGCUGGCCAGCUCGGAGGGCAGCAAGGCCUUGUUUUGACACUACCUACUGCCAACCUGACUAACAUUCAGAACCUCGUGGCAGCAGCAGCAGCAGGAGGCAUUAUGACGUUACCACUGCAAAACCUUCAAGCUACCUCAUCCCUGAAUUCACAGCUCCAGCACCUGCAGCAGCUACAACAACUACAGCAGCAGCAGCAGCAGCAGCAGCAACAGCAACAACAGCAACAGCAACAACAGCAGCAGCAGCAGCAGCAACAACAGCAGCAACAACAGCAGCAGCAGCUGAUACCGAACCAACAGGCGCCUCAGGCACAGCAGCAGCAGAACCAAAGCCAACAGUCCACUCAUGUUCAGUGUCAACAGCCUCAGCCUACACAACAGACCCAAUCAACAGUAGCCACAGCAUCAGCAGCAGCAUCCCCUCCACAGAAACCAAACCAGUCCCCAGGUCAUGGAUUGCCUUCUACUAUCCCAUCAGGAACCCCUUUACAGCUCAAUCCAUUGGCCAGUCAGGCAGCAGCUGCUGCUGCAGCAGCCGCAAUGGGAUCGAUUGCUGGUUCCCAGGCAUUUGGUAAUGCUUUGUCCAGCCUUCAGGGUGUCACAGGACAGCUGGUUACUAAUGCGCAAGGCCAGAUCAUUGGGACAAUUCCACUGAUGCCUAACUCCACAGUGCCAUCUAACCAGACGGGAAGUGGAGCUCAGGGUCUUCAAGUUCAGCCAAUCACUCCUCAGCUCCUGACAAAUGCUCAAGGCCAGAUCAUAGCCACGGUUAUUGGCAACCAAAUCCUACCAGUCAUUAACACGCAGGGAAUAACAUUAUCACCAAUCAAACCAGGCCAACAGAUGCAGCAGCACCAGCAGGCACAGAUAGGCCCAGCAUCAUCUCAGGCCAGUCUCCUUCACUUGCCUCACAGUCAAGCCUCAAUGUCUCAGAGUCCUGUUCGCCAAGCUUCCUCAUCCUCGUCUACAUCAUCUUCUUCAUCAGCACUCAGCGUGGGACAGCUGGUUAGCAAUCCCCAGACAGCCCCUAGUGAAGUUGAUGGGGUGAACCUGGAAGAAAUUCGGGAAUUUGCCAAAGCAUUUAAAAUUCGUCGUCUGUCCCUUGGCUUGACUCAGACCCAAGUGGGGCAGGCUCUCAGUGCCACUGAGGGUCCUGCAUACAGCCAAUCUGCUAUCUGCAGACACACCAUCCUGAGAAGCCACUUUUUUCUACCACAGGAAGCUCAAGAGAACACUAUAGCUAGCAGUUUGACAGCCAAACUGAACCCUGGCCUUUUAUAUCCUGCCAGGUUCGAGAAGCUGGACAUCACCCCAAAAAGCGCCCAGAAGAUAAAGCCAGUUCUUGAGCGAUGGAUGGCAGAGGCAGAGGCCCGCCACCGCUCCGGAAUGCAGAACCUCACAGAAUUUAUCGGCAGUGAGCCCUCUAAAAAGCGCAAGAGACGGACAUCGUUCACUCCCCAGGCCCUGGAAAUACUGAAUGCUCAUUUUGAGAAGAACACACAUCCUUCAGGCCAGGAAAUGACAGAAAUUGCAGAAAAACUAAAUUAUGACCGAGAGGUUGUCCGUGUCUGGUUUUGCAACAAGAGACAGGCACUAAAAAAUACAAUAAAACGUUUGAAACAACAUGAGCCCGGAACUGCAGUGUCGAUGGAGCCUUUGACGGACCCUUUGGAUGAGCAUUCCUAA